UAGUGACGAGAAAAUGUGGAAUAAUAAUAGUAAUAAAGCGACAAGAAGUUUUCUAAAUGAGCCGAAUAACAAUAGUAGUUCGAGUAUAGAUUUUGAUAAUGAUAAUGAUAAGGAAAACGAUCUGCCGAUUGAUAUGGUCCGUGGUGCCAUUGAUGCCAUAUUGAAGUCGCAGACUGCCAUCAAGCCGGCAGUGCUGAAUCCGUUCAAUGUAUCGCACGAUGAGAGUGUGAAGGCCGAGGAGCUGAAGGGCAUCAUCGAGUUCCACUGCAUUGGCAAUUCGUUGACGAAAGAGAUCGAUAAAGAGACGAUGAUCUUCCUGCUCGCUCUCCAAUCGAUAUUCGGGCAACAGCUGCCGGAGAUGCCGCCCACAUACAUAACCCGACUGCUGUUCGAUCCCAAGCACAAGACUAUGGCAUUGGUUAAGAAGGGCCAGGCGAUUGGUGGGAUCUGUUUUCGCUUCUUUGCCACGCAAGGAUUCGCUGAGAUCGUGUUCUGUGCGAUCGCCAUGCCGGAGCAGGUGAAAGGCUACGGCAGCCAUUUGAUGAAUCACUUGAAGGACUACAUCCUACAGAAUGGCAUUCAGCACCUGUUGACCUAUGCCGAUUGCAAUGCCAUUGGCUAUUUCAAGAAGCAGGGCUUCUCGGACACCAUACGCCUGGCGCGUCCCAUCUAUGAGGGUUAUAUCAAGGAGUACGACAGCGCCACUCUAAUGCACUGCGAGCUCCAUCCAAGCAUUGUGAACACCCAAUUCACAUCGAUCAUACGCCAACAAAGCGAAAUCCUCAAGGAGUUGAUUGUGCAGCGGCAGAAGGAUGUGGAAAAAGUGCGACCCGGUUUGACGUGCUUCACGCAGGGCAUCGCCUCCAUACCGAUCGCAUCGAUACCCGGCCUCAAAGAGAUCGGCUGGCAGCCGGAGCUGCUGCCCGCACGUGUCGAGGAACUAACGGAUGCCGCUCAUCUAUCGAGUCUCUUCGAUACGGUGCUGCAGUCGCUGCGUCGCCAAGCCUCCGCCUGGCCCUUCCUGUCGCCCGUCAAUGCCAAAGACGUGCCCGACUACUAUGUGCAUAUCAAAUACCCCAUGGACCUCAAGACGGUGGGUGAGCGCCUCGAGCGCGGCUACUAUAAGACGCGUCGCCUGUUCAUGGCUGACAUGGCGCGCAUCUUUUCCAAUUGCCGCGACUACAACUCGCCCAAUACCGAUUACUAUCGCUGUGCCAACACCCUCGAGCGGCACUACCUGAACAAGAUGCGUCAACUCGGACUCAUGGACAAGUGAAACAUCGUUCGAUCGAUCGAUCGACCAUGAUGACGCUGAUGAAUCAGAGUAACAGUUCUUUCCACUUACCUUGUAAUACUCAAAUGCUAGUCACAACUAGACUUUUGUAAAGCGCGAACACACACACACACACAC
Molecule: messenger RNA, 1411 nt
Organism: Drosophila hydei
Lineage: Eukaryota; Metazoa; Arthropoda; Insecta; Diptera; Drosophilidae
Product: histone acetyltransferase KAT2B-like
Exons: 1
Coding region: 14-1276 (420 amino acids)
Biological process (GO): positive regulation of transcription by RNA polymerase II; chromatin remodeling
Cellular component (GO): histone acetyltransferase complex
Molecular function (GO): protein binding; histone H3 acetyltransferase activity
Source: RefSeq, a predicted model, not a curated record